Molecule: messenger RNA, 1732 nt
Organism: Spodoptera litura
Lineage: Eukaryota; Metazoa; Arthropoda; Insecta; Lepidoptera; Noctuidae
Source: RefSeq, a predicted model, not a curated record
CUUGACAGUUGACUGUCAGAGUCAGAAAGUGUUACAAAAACGUUGUAUGUGCGUUGUUUGUUUACAAUCAUACUUAAACAUUUUACAAAUACUGAUUCAGUAUUAUUAUUAGGUCUUAGACUUAGCUUUCUAGCUUCUUCUCAUCCCAUGAGGAAAAAUAUUGUAAGUUGUUAAUUUUGUAACUUUAUGCCCUUUGGGUUUCUGUUACACAAGAUUCAAGGACUCGACAUAGUGUAGAUUAAAAGUAAGUAUUGUAGUAAAGAUGGGUGACUGGACGAGCUUGGAAGCAAUCAUGCGAGACUUGUCAGUAGCUCAAGGAUCCUGUGUCCCAGCCAGUUUGGAGACAUACACAUCCAAUGCUCCCCCAGCAUACAAUAUUGACGAAGAGGAAAGUGAAGAACAAAAAUACUAUACAAGUGAUGCGGAUGCAGAAGCAAGCUUUGGAGCACCAGACUGUAGUCAGAUUCAACAAAUGCUCAGGCUGGUAAAAGAAAGUGAAGCCAAUAAAGAUGAGAAUCUAAAUGGAUCAGGUGACUUUAACCUGCUGAGCUCAGAGGUAGCAAAGAAUAAAAAUAAGAAGAAAUUAAAGAAAAAUGCAGCUCUCUCGUCCAUCAUAGCAGCACAGGAGGCUGAUAAAGCGAGAAAACAUCUUAUUGGUGACGAUAUUGUUCAGAAUAUGUUUAAAAGAAAAAGUAGAGUUAAUAGUGAAGUCAAAGUUCCUGCUCCUAAGGUCCCCAUACCUGCUCCAUCCCUACCAAGACCUAUUCACAAAUAUACUCCAAGUGCACGAGCUAAAGAAUAUUACAACAAGUUUGAAGAGCAAACCAAGUUUCGGGAACAGUUUCAAGAGGACAUAUGGUCUAUAGUUGAACGACAGAUGAACGAAAUUGAUGCGAAGAAACGGCAGGAAGCUGAGCUGGCCAGUCUACAAGAGUCUGAUGUCACAAGCACAAGUGCUUCCAGUUCUACAAGCGGUUACGAUAUAGUGAACUUGCCGUGUCACCGUCAUGAAAUUGAAGCUGAUUGCGUGGUAUGCAUAGUUGCCUGCAAACAUGGGUACAACUUUUAAGCACUAAGAAGUAAUACAUUACUUAAUUCAAUAUUGCAUAGGUAAUUUUAAGUGUGGGAGAGCCCUGGGCCGGCUCUGCAGGCACUCCUGCUAUCACUAUACCACGGGCUCACAGAAAACCGACGUGAAACAACGCUUGCGUUCUGUUUCGGUCAUUUGAAUGAGGUUAACGGAGGCCCAAUUUCCCUCCUCCCCAAUCUUCAAAUUCGUAACUUCUAAAUGGCCGGCAACGCACUUGUAACACUUCUGGUGUUUCGGGUGUCCGUGGGCGGCACAUGACUGAUUAAAAGACCUGGGUCCCGAUUCAUUAUUUAAAAAAAACGUGCUCGGUUCGGAACCGGUUUGGAAAAUAAAUGCCCAGAUGUAAACUCACUGCAUGGGACUGCUAGGAUUAGUCAUAAGAACAUAGUUAUUGUUAUAUAUUUAAAGAGUCUAUGAAAUUGCUUUAAAUAUGAAAAAUACAGGUAAAGAACAUGAAUGUUACAUUCCUUGGAGGAUUAAAAAAUUAUGAUAACAUGUUUGUAGUUCACUAUAGUCCAUUCACUUAUGUAUUAGAAAAAUGAGGUUCAUAUAAGUAGGGGUGCGCAACAUAUAUUUUGUUAAAAGAAUUCAAACUAUUUUCAUAAAUAAUGAUUUUACUAUAAAACAUUAUCUAUACUUCAU